Molecule: messenger RNA, 3693 nt
Organism: Phymastichus coffea
Lineage: Eukaryota; Metazoa; Arthropoda; Insecta; Hymenoptera; Eulophidae
Product: putative ankyrin repeat protein RF_0381
Exons: 3
Coding region: 428-2179 (583 amino acids)
Molecular function (GO): protein binding
Source: RefSeq, a predicted model, not a curated record
AAAAAGUAAAGAUGGUGCAAUUAAAACCAGCCGGGGUGCAGUUUUUUGGUACAUUUACAACAAGGGUGCAGCUUAAGUUAUUUAGCAUACUUUGAAGGUGUAGUUAAGAGAUGUUUUGACAGGCACUUUUUUUAUUUUUAAUUUAAUUCGCCGGCUAGGGUAAGAUGAAUGGAUCAUGGAGAUCAAGAUUGGAAACUAUAUAUAGUCAUCACGGAAAGAACGAUCAAAUGACCAACAGUAGAGAGUAUAGAUUGUAUAGAGGUGUGGUGGAGUGUUGACAGCCGCGAACGCAUGGCAUUCGUAUUUUUGACAAACUAUAUAAAAAAACCAUCAACUGCCGUUUUUACCCAUAGAAUAGGAAAAUUUUUUAUAUGGAAUUUUUUCAAAAAGAACUUGCAAUUUUUUCAACGUACUAGUCAAUUAUUUCAUGAUGAAUACACGAAGUAGUUUGCUCCAUAUUAGAAAUGGACGAGCAUAUUUUGACGAUGAACUUCUGCAUAACAUACGAACCUCAAACUUUGUAUACCUAAGGAAUAGAUUUGAAAAUGAAAAUCCAAAAAAUCUGGUUGAUCUGACAGGAUCAACUUUAUUGCACUUUUCAGUAAUUUAUUCUUCUGUAACAGUAAUAAGAUUUUUGAUCUCUCUUGGAAUAAACAUUGAUGCACAAGAUAUACUAGGAAGAACUCCACUGAUGAUUGCAAUUGAGAAGAAAAUUUCUCAUGCUAUUGCAACUUUACUUGAUGCCAAUGCCAGUAUUGACAUUGCUGAUGCGGAUGGUGAAACUGUACUAUCAAAAUUUUACAUGAAAUUACCUCAACUCUCUUUAUUUGUUGCUAGAAUAUUUUUCCAAAAAGUAGAUUGUAAUAGCCCAGAAGAUAUUAAAAUGAUAGCAAAUAAUUUGCUAAAUAUUGGUUGUCCAGGAUAUUCUGUAUUGUUAGAAAAUAUUGCAGUAUUAAAGUUAUUUUUAGAAAAUGGCAUUGAAGUAGAUAAUUGUAACUCUCUAAAAGGUGAUACAGCACUACAUAUUGCCGUUAAAGAAGGGAGGUUGGAACAAGUCAAGUUACUGAUUGAAUAUGGUGUAGAUGUAAAUAAAACUAAUUAUAUAGGAAACACACCACUGAUGCAAUUCUGGCACAAAAACUUUGAUGUCUUAAGAGCAUUAAUAGAUCAGGGACUGAUAUUAACUGCAUGCAAUUCAACUGGUCAAAUGCAAACAUUUUAUGGCUUAAGUUAUGGUAGCAAAGAAGUCGUUCACUUGCUAUUGCAAUACACUGAUUUAACUGUAAGAGACAUGAAUGGACAGAAUAGUUUGCAUUAUCUGAUGACAAACCAAAAUCCUGAAAUUUGUCGAGUAUUGAAAGGUAAAAAAUUAGAUGUGAACGUGGUGGAUAAAGAUGGAAUAAGCCCUCUGCACUUGGCUGUACAAAACAGCAAUCUAGAAGUUGUUAAAUUUCUUCUAGAUAGAGGUGCGAAUGCUAAUCUUUCAAAAAAUGGUACUGGAAUCACGCCUUUAUUCAUGAUAUUUGAAUCGUACAAAAUACUAAGGGAUAUGAAAAAAUGCAUUGAAAUUCUCUUAGAGCACGGCGCGGAUGCACAAUUUGUAACAAAUCAAGGUACAACAAUUUUCGAUGCAAUAUUAAAUCUAAAAAUUUUUUUUGAAUCUAGUUAUGACAUGGUAAUGAAAAGAAGAAGAUAUAUUUCAUUGAGUAAACCAAUACUAGCACAUCUCGCAGCACUCGAAUUUAGCGGGACACCUAUCAAUGACAUCAUUCGCAAUAAAAUUAACAGAUGUAGUGCACUGAAGAAACAUUUCAAUAUAUACCGAAAACAACUAAAGCAAGCAAAAAAAAUAUUACAUCCAGAGAUUUUAACGAUGAGUCUGAAAUAUUUGACUGUCAAUGAAGACAAAGUUAUUCGAUUAGCGAAAAACAUUAAACUAGUCUCGAAAUUAUUGCGCUUGACCAAGCUAUAUUGUUAUAAAUCGCACUAUUCUAAAAAAUUGUUUAAACGUUUACUCUAUAGUUGUCGGAUGGCCGUUUUAAGAGAAAAAGCUAUUCGUGCUAUCUGUCGAAUUAUUGGACCUACUAAUAAUUUCUAUGAUGUCUCGGAUCAAAUAAUUAGAUACCUUAAUAUACAAGACUGGCGAAAUUUGAAUCGAGUGCAGCAUAUUUAUCUGUAAGAUUUUUAAGAGUACUCUUAUGACAAUAGUAAGACUUAUUCACGAAAUAGUAUAUCACGAUACAAGUGCAGUAAAGUAUCGCAAAGCACUUGUACUGUAAUGUACUGUUGUACAUAUUGCAUAUUAAUAUAAUGUAAGUGCAGUGGUUGCUGGAACUAAUCACCUUCCGUAAAUUACUUAUCUAGAAUAAUAUCUAAUCGAUAAUAAUGUCAAAAUUAAUCAAUUGUUCAUUAAUUUUAUAAACGUUAUUCAUAGUCAACUUGACACCUGUUACUAGAAGUGGAUUUUAGUAUGUAAAAUCGUUGAUCUCUUUAAAAACAAUUUAAUGCCUAAUUCCUAUGUAUUAAAAGGAUUUGAAUACAGGUAAAAACUUUUCACAUUUACACCCAUUAGACGUAAAAGUACAAAUUUUGUGCAAAUCUUGUACAAGAAAGUGUACAAAGUUUAUGCAAAAUUUGCUCAAAAAAUCUCGCACAUAUUUUGAGCUCAUUUUAUUUAAAUUGUUUAUAAAACUUACACGAAAUUUGUACAUACUGAUCGCUUUUUCCUAUGAACUAAAAAUAUUUCAUUAAUAUUCUUAUUUAUUCAAAAAAGUGUUUCAUUGAAAUUUGUAUGCGUGAACUUAUUAUAGUUAUAGAAUUUUUUGCUGUCAAUUCACUCAGUUGUACUUGUAACUAUUUACAUUUAAAAAAUACACAAUCUAAUUAUUUUACUGUUGUAUUGAUAGUUUUCACAUAUAACAUCCUCUAUUGGUAUCAUAAUUAUAUUUGAUACUUUCUCAUAUACUGAUUGCCGUUUCAACUAGCAAGUUAUUAGUAGUUGUUCUAAAUUACUAUAGUAUAUUACCUAACUAGUGCGGGAAAAUAGAUUCCUGCUUCGUGUAAGGUUUAUGCCCGAGCAAAGCGAAGGUGUAAAGGCAUACGAGGCGAGAAUCUUUUUUUUCUAAAUAUGUUAAGUAUGGUAUUUUUCAAAACAACGUGUAGAAAGCGCACAUUUUUCUACGAGCGUGCGACAAAAUCAUACUUUCCGCAUAACGUAAUGAAAAAUUAUUUUAUUACACGCCAUCUAUACAUAUAUUAAUGUAUUCAUUCUGGUAAUAAAAUCGCCUAGUUUGGUUCACUCAUGCAUAUACAGACAGUGUGUGGAAAUUUCAUACAGCGAUUUAGUAUAUAAGCUAAUAACUCCUCAGUGGUUAAAACUGCCGUUAGUAUAUACAAGAAUAUAAAAAUUAGUGUACAUUAUUGAUAGAAACACAAGAAGUUACGCGCGAAAAUUGUCGAUGUACUAUUAAAAUAAUUAUAAUUAUAAUUUACAAUAGAUUGGUUGAUAACAAUUCACAUAGUUCUCGCAUACUAAUUCUAAUAAAGCGGUCUCCAUUGAAAAUAAAUAUUCAAAUUUUAAACAUAUUUUUUUUCAAACAAAUUUGUACAAAAUUUGUACAAGUGAGGUACAAGUUUUUUCUAAAUUUUAUAUAAAAAUUACACAAAAUUGGUACAAUUUCUAUUACUUAAUGA